AUGACGCAGCUCUUCGCUUCCAACCCGUCGGCCGUGACGAACGAAAAACGCGGGAUCUUGACAUCCAAGAAGCACGCCGGCGAUUCGAGCCACUUCCCUACAAAGAUUAAGAACUUUUUUCGCAUCAACAGUUCUGGCAACAAUUCCUCUGCUCACACUGGCCAUCAGAGCAGCAGCGGUAGCCAUCACAAUAGUAACGAUCGGGAUAGGGACGGCAGCCCUUCCACCGCCGCCAAGACCGAGUCCAAGUCCGCUUUUAGACAAUCCCGUUUCCUGCCCACCAUCGGCCGCAAUCGAUCUACUACUGUCGCUAGUGAAGGCAACCCGCUUGAUGAUGGCGUGUCCCCGACUGCAACAGCAAAUCCAUACUUCGUCCACCAAGGGCAACCGUCCCUCCAACAUCGCAAUGACGGCUCGGUCCCCUCGUCCCCUCCGGAUACUCCCGAACUGCAAGUUGACGGUGUCUCCGCCGCGGAGCAGGCAACCACCGCCAACAAGGAGGAACUUGCUCGCAAACUUCGCCGUGUCGCUUCAGCCCCGAAUGCCCAAGGAUUGUUCGUGAGCGGCCAGACCAAUGACCGACCUCAGACGGCAGAGAUUGGGAAAGAAAUUCUAGUCGAGCAGGCGAUCGUUGAUGAUGAUGCGACGACGUUGGCAGAUGCAGACCCUAGCCUUUCUGUUCCUACUCUAGGUCCAAACGGCAAAAUCCCCUCCCCCGGCCAGAUCCGUGAUGCCGUUGCCUUCCGCCGGACAUACAGCUCGAAUUCGAUCAAGGUUCGCAAUGUAGAGGUGGGACCGAGCAGCUUUGAUAAGAUAAAAUUGAUUGGCAAGGGUGAUGUGGGUAAGGUGUAUUUGGUCCGUGAGAAGAAGACAAGCCGUCUAUAUGCCAUGAAGGUUCUGAGCAAGAAGGAAAUGAUCAAGCGAAAUAAGAUCAAGAGAGCACUGGCUGAGCAGGAAAUUCUUGCCACCAGCAACCACCCGUUCAUUGUCACUCUGUAUCAUUCAUUCCAGUCAGAAGAUUACCUCUACCUUUGCAUGGAAUACUGCAGUGGCGGUGAAUUCUUUAGAACUCUUCAAACACGUCCCGGGAAAUGCAUCUCCGAAGAUGCUGCACGAUUCUACGCAGCGGAGGUCACCGCCGCUCUAGAAUACCUUCAUCUUAUGGGUUUCAUCUAUCGUGAUCUGAAGCCUGAGAACAUUCUCCUGCACCAAUCAGGCCACAUUAUGCUGUCCGAUUUUGACCUGUCCAAGCAGUCUGGACCAGGCGGUGCUCCCACAAUGAUUCCAGCACGAAGCGGCAAUUCUACAACCUCUUUGCCUACUAUCGACACCAAGUCCUGUAUUGCCGAUUUUCGAACAAACUCCUUUGUCGGCACUGAAGAGUACAUCGCACCAGAGGUCAUCAAAGGUUGCGGGCAUACUAGCGCUGUCGAUUGGUGGACCCUUGGUAUUUUGAUCUACGAGAUGCUCUACGGGACAACACCCUUCAAAGGGAAGAACAGGAACGGCACAUUCGGUAACAUCCUGAGGGAUGAGGUGCAUUUCCCUGAAGGUGCUGGAGCACAGCCGAUCUCCAACAUGUGCAAGUCGAUAAUCCGCAAGCUAUUGAUUAAGGACGAAACUAAGCGUCUCGGCGCUCGGGCCGGUGCGUCUGAUGUCAAAACCCACCCCUUCUUCCGGCAGACGCAAUGGGCCCUCAUUCGCCAUAUGAAGCCGCCAAUGAUCCCACACCAGGGCCGGGGUACCGACACUUCCAACUUCCGCAAUGUCAAGGAAAGUGGCAGUGUCGAUAUCGGCGGAAACAACAACAACAAGAUGAAGGGUGUUCCGAUGGACUCAGGCCUUGCUACACCCAAUGGAGAGGUCAAUGACCCCUUUGAAGAGUUCAAUAGUGUUACUCUUCACCACGAUGGGGACAUGUGA
Aspergillus wentii DTO 134E9 is the source of this 1923-nucleotide messenger RNA. Its product is annotated as putative serine/threonine protein kinase (Nrc-2). Gene Ontology annotation, cellular component: nucleus; plasma membrane; cytoplasm. NCBI's taxonomy places the organism in Eukaryota, Fungi, Ascomycota, Eurotiomycetes, Eurotiales, Aspergillaceae. The coding region runs from base 1 to 1923 and encodes 640 amino acids. The transcript has 5 exons. Gene Ontology annotation, biological process: protein phosphorylation. Gene Ontology annotation, molecular function: ATP binding; protein serine/threonine kinase activity. The record is from RefSeq and is a predicted model, not a curated record.